Messenger RNA from Beta vulgaris subsp. vulgaris (sugar beet), 958 nucleotides. Its product is annotated as heavy metal-associated isoprenylated plant protein 21-like. The transcript has 3 exons. Bases 54 to 773 code for a protein of 239 amino acids. The record is from RefSeq and is a predicted model, not a curated record. Lineage: Eukaryota; Viridiplantae; Streptophyta; Magnoliopsida; Caryophyllales; Amaranthaceae. Gene Ontology annotation, molecular function: metal ion binding.
AAAAUAGAGAAAAUAUAGGAGCAAAACCCAGCUGUUUGCUACAUAGACUAGAGAUGACAGAUAGUGAAUCUCCUUCCAAGCACACCUUUGUGAACCCAAACCGUCGGGCUACCAUCACUCCAAAGAGUGGUCAUAGUUGGGAUUGGGAUUAUUGUGAAUUUUUCAACUUUUUUGGGGUUUCCAUAUAUACUCAAUCUCUCCUACUCUUUCUCCUUCUGUCACUUCUCUUUUUCUUUUCCUGCCUCCUAGUUUUUUCUGAUUUUCUCUGCUUUUGUACUGAAGAAACCAAGGGACGCAAAACAUCAGCAGAGCAACAAGAAAUGGGGAUAUUAGAGCACGUUGUAGACUUUUGUGAUGCAACCAUCCCAAAGCAUAAUAAACGUAAGCCAUUACAGACGGUUGAGAUCAAAGUGAAAAUGGACUGUGAUGGUUGUGAAAGAAGAGUCAGAAACUCUGUCAUCCAUAUCAAAGGAGUGAAAUCCGUGGACGUGAGCCGGAAGCAAAGUAAAGUAACGGUGACCGGAAAUGUGGAACCAAAUAGGGUGUUAAACAAAGUGAAGAGCACAGGGAAAAGAGCAGAGUUUUGGCCGUAUGUACCAUACAAUAUGGUGUCCUACCCUUACGUUGCUCAAGCUUAUGACAAAAAAGCACCCUCCGGCUAUGUCAAGAAUGCACCUCAAGCCUUUGCUACUCCUGAUGCUCCUCAUGAGAAAUAUACUACCAUGUUUAGUGAUGAAAAUCCUAAUGCAAGACUUUUGAGUUUUGACACUUAACAAAACGGUAUAGUAUAUGAAAUUAAAGAAUAAGGGAGAUAUCUUAUAAUUGGGUUAUAGAUGUAAAAACGUAAUCACUACAUAAUCAACUUUUAUAAUGUCCAGUCUUAGUUACAAUUAUCAUAUAUAUUAUUAUUCAUAAAUCUUAUACUUGAUUUUAUAAGCAUUUUUCAAUAUUUUGUCUA